GCUUAAUUCCGUCUUUAUACUUUCCCCGGCAGAUUCAGUAGAACUCUCUCACUUCCUCUUCUUCUUCGAUGGUAAUUUCGGAGUAAACGCCGAACAAAAAACCUCUUCCAAAACCUUCUCGCCGAUGUAAAAUUCAUCCAUUCUGUUCAUGGUUUUGAAGAUGAUUGUGGAUGUUUGCCGCCCUCACGACUUCUUGGAUCGAACAAUGGACCGAUACAUUCGCUUCUUCCCUUGUCUUUCCGAUCCCGUUCGGAGAUCUUCGUUGGGAUUAAAAGUAGCAUUGGUGAUGCUGCAUCUUGUUUAUGCUGGAAUUCUCUUCGCAUUCUACCGUCAUUUGAUUGAAGAAGCUAAAAUUAAACCGUGGUACACAGCUUCAUAUUUCUUGCUUUUCGUUGCUACUCUCAUUCAAUACUUUGUAACAUCAUGCUCAUCUCCAGGUUAUGUCCUUGAUGCAAUGAGGGCUGCUAAUGAGAAAGAUAAUGCUUUUAGAAAGGCAUCAAAACAACCUGCUUCAAGCAAAAAUGUAAAUGUGGUUGUUACUAUAGACCGGAACCACCCUGAAAAAACUGUUCCGGCAGAUGUAACAUCAUGGACAAAGAUAGUGAUGGACCUGUACUCUCCUGGAACAUUACUUAGAAAUUUUACAUGCUCCUAUUGUCAUGUAGAGCAGCCUCCAAGGACGAAGCAUUGCCAUGAUUGUGAUAGAUGCGUACUUCAGUUUGAUCAUCAUUGUGUUUGGCUUGGGACAUGUAUUGGCCAGGAAAAUCAUUGUCGGUUCUGGUGGUACAUUUUUGAGGAGACAGCUUUAUGUUUGUGGACAGGAAUAUGGUACAUUUCAUACCUCAAGGCUGAUAUAGCACGGUCUUGGUGGAAAGAUGCCAUUGUCAUUGUGCUGCUGAUUACCUUAUCGAUUGCCUUGAUAUUUCUACUCCUCUUGCUUCUAUUUCAUAGCUAUCUUGUUCUUACAAAUCAAACUACAUACGAACUUGUUAGACGUAGGCGAAUCUUUUACUUAAGGAGCCUUCCUGAAAGAGUUUAUCCCUUCAGCAAAGGAGUUUGCCGUAAUUUGUACGAAUUCUGUUGUCAUAGAGGCAACAUAUAUAACUUGGAGCCCCUGCCUUCAGCUCAGGUAAUCGAAGAGAGAUCAAGGCCGUACACGUGUUCAGACAUCAUGAGGUGUAGAUGUUGCUGAUUUGUUACAAUGUACCAUUUGCUUAACAUUCUUUCAUGUUAUCACUAGGUUGUGGUGGUUGGUGUGGGGAGAAGAGCUUGUCUGUCACUUUCAUUUUAUUUCCCCCCCUUCAAAUUAGCUGAUGAACAAUUGUAGAGCUUAGGUAACCUAAACCUUUUUUCUGGUGUAAAAUUGUUUGUGGUGGUGAAAUAGAUGCUUUAUGAUCCCUAUUAAAACUUUGGUCCUUCAUGGACCAUUUUACUUC
Molecule: messenger RNA, 1436 nt
Organism: Cucumis melo (muskmelon)
Lineage: Eukaryota; Viridiplantae; Streptophyta; Magnoliopsida; Cucurbitales; Cucurbitaceae
Product: protein S-acyltransferase 10
Exons: 11
Coding region: 149-1192 (347 amino acids)
Biological process (GO): peptidyl-L-cysteine S-palmitoylation; protein targeting to membrane
Cellular component (GO): endoplasmic reticulum; Golgi apparatus
Molecular function (GO): protein-cysteine S-palmitoyltransferase activity
Source: RefSeq, a predicted model, not a curated record